AUGUCCAUGUCAAAGUUACGUAUUUUGGUGCCUGUUAAAAGGGUCAUUGAUUAUCAGAUCAGACCAAGAGUCCUAAAUAAUGCCAUUGACAGCAAGACUAUUAAGUUCAGUAUUAAUCCAUUCGAUGAUAUUGCUGUCGAAGAAGCAGUAAGAAUCAGAGAGAAGAACAAAGAUUUGGUAGAAUUGAUCCAUUCUGUUUCUAUUGGACCAACUAAAGCUCAAGAUGUUUUAAGAACUUGUUUGGCUAAAGGUGUCGAUACUUCAACUUUAGUGGAUUCUGGUGAACAGCAGUUGGAACCUUUGUCUGUAGCUAAGAUUCUAAAGGAAAUUGUAAUGAAGAACAAUUCAAAUUUAGUAAUACUAGGUAAACAGGCCAUCGAUGACGAUAGUAACAAUACCGGUCAGAUGUUGGCUGGUUUGCUAAGUUGGCCACAAGCCACUAACGCUGCAAAAAUCGAAUUCCUUGAAGAUAACACAAAGGUUAAGAUUGUUCGUGAAAUUGAUGGCGGUGAAGAGACUUUGAUCUCUUCAUUACCACUAGUUAUAACUACUGAUCUAAGAUUAAAUACUCCAAGGUAUGUCAGUUUACAAAACAUGAUGAAAGCUAAGAAGAAGCCAAUCGAAAAAUUAAAGUUAUCAGAUUUUAAUAAUAUUGAUACUACACAAAGGUUGAAAACUAUUUCUAUCGAAGAACCCAAACCAAGAGAAAAUGGUAUCAUGGUCAAUUCUGUAGAUGAACUGGUGACUUCUUUGAAAAAUGCAAAAGCUAUUGAAUAA
Molecule: messenger RNA, 777 nt
Organism: Vanderwaltozyma polyspora DSM 70294
Lineage: Eukaryota; Fungi; Ascomycota; Saccharomycetes; Saccharomycetales; Saccharomycetaceae
Gene: CIR1
Product: Cir1p
Exons: 1
Coding region: 1-777 (258 amino acids)
Cellular component (GO): cytosol
Molecular function (GO): electron transfer activity
Source: RefSeq, a predicted model, not a curated record